AUGGUAUACGAAGGAAAACGAUUAGUUUCCUGCCAUUGUUUCUUCCUGUUAACAGCCAAGUUCUACUGGAUACUCACCCUGAUGCAAAGAACUCAUGGCCAGGAAUAUGCCCACUCCAUCCGACUGGAUGGGGACAUCAUCUUGGGAGGACUGUUCCCCGUCCAUGCAAAAGGGGAUAGAGGGGUGCCUUGUGGGGAGCUCAAGAAAGAGAAAGGGAUCCACAGACUAGAGGCAAUGCUGUAUGCAAUUGAUCAGAUUAAUAAGGACCCUGAUCUUCUUACCAAUAUCACCUUAGGUGUCCGGAUCCUUGAUACGUGUUCCAGGGACACUUACGCAUUGGAGCAGUCCUUAACAUUUGUGCAAGCACUGAUAGAAAAAGAUGGUUCAGACGUGAAGUGUGCUAAUGGUGACCCACCUAUUUUUGCUAAGCCAGACAAGAUAUCAGGUGUGAUAGGUGCUGCAGCAAGUUCUGUGUCCAUUAUGGUCGCAAAUAUUUUAAGACUUUUUAAGAUACCUCAAAUCAGCUAUGCAUCUACAGCUCCAGAACUGAGCGAUAACACCAGGUAUGACUUCUUCUCUCGAGUGGUCCCACCGGACUCCUACCAAGCUCAGGCCAUGGUUGACAUUGUGAUGGCCCUUGGGUGGAACUACGUGUCGACACUGGCUUCUGAAGGCAACUAUGGGGAGAGCGGUGUGGAGGCAUUCACCCAGAUCUCCAGAGAAAUUGGAGGUGUUUGCAUUGCUCAGUCACUCAAAAUCCCCCGAGAACCAAGACCAGGAGAAUUUGAAAAGAUCAUCAAGCGUUUGUUGGAAACUCCAAAUGCUCGAGCAGUGAUCAUGUUUGCGAAUGAAGAUGACAUUAGGCGAAUACUGGAAGCAGCCAAAAAAGCUAAUCAAUCUGGACAUUUCCUCUGGAUUGGCUCAGAUAGUUGGGGGUCAAAAAUUUCACCAGUUCAGCAGCAGGAGGAGAUUGCAGAAGGAGCAGUAACCAUUCUGCCCAAAAGAACAUCAAUAGAUGGAUUUGAUAGAUAUUUUCGGAGCCGAACACUUGCUAACAAUAGAAGAAAUGUAUGGUUUGCAGAAUUUUGGGAGGAGAACUUUGGAUGCAAAUUAGGAUCACAUGGAAAAAGAAACAGCAAUAUCAAGAAAUGCACAGGUAACUGUGAAA
Molecule: messenger RNA, 1168 nt
Organism: Pterocles gutturalis (yellow-throated sandgrouse)
Lineage: Eukaryota; Metazoa; Chordata; Aves; Pterocliformes; Pteroclidae
Product: metabotropic glutamate receptor 8
Exons: 5
Biological process (GO): G protein-coupled glutamate receptor signaling pathway; regulation of synaptic transmission, glutamatergic
Cellular component (GO): membrane
Molecular function (GO): group III metabotropic glutamate receptor activity
Source: RefSeq, a predicted model, not a curated record